AUGUCUCAGGACACAGCCAACAGUCCCUCUACACCACGCAAUCCAUACGAUUCGAACAAUCAGAACAUUUCGAGGCAUGGUCCGAAUCUGAACGGCAUGCACCUUGUCGCCCUCCACCACAUCCAACGGGGACACAAGUCCGCAAAAAAGACUCGGUGGAAGACUGGCGUCAAUCUCUAG
Molecule: messenger RNA, 180 nt
Organism: Colletotrichum graminicola M1.001
Lineage: Eukaryota; Fungi; Ascomycota; Sordariomycetes; Glomerellales; Glomerellaceae
Exons: 2
Coding region: 1-180 (59 amino acids)
Source: RefSeq, a predicted model, not a curated record